AUGUUGGUGGCAAGUUUGUUCGUUGCGGCGAAAGAUGUAGGGGGGAUUGGGAAUGCCGUGGGGAAUGCAAUGAUUGUCGCCAUGGAAGAUGCGAACGAGGAAGGGGUGGCAACUGUGGAAGAAGAUGUGAUCAUGACCGUGAUUGUAAACGAUGGGAUGGGCCCUGCGAUAACUGCAGACGAGGAGAGUGCAGUUGAGGGUGAGACUAGGGCUCAUAGCUAG
This is a messenger RNA of Aspergillus affinis, 222 nucleotides long. RefSeq lists its product as uncharacterized. The record is from RefSeq and is a predicted model, not a curated record. Bases 1 to 222 code for a protein of 73 amino acids. NCBI's taxonomy places the organism in Eukaryota, Fungi, Ascomycota, Eurotiomycetes, Eurotiales, Aspergillaceae. The transcript has 4 exons.